AGCCAGCUAAAGAGCAGCAUCGGAAAUUGGACGAGAAAGAGCUUUUAGUAGUCCAGCAAGGUGGAUUGUACAAUGUUUCUAGCCAUGGCUUUUUCCUUCACAUCCCUCAAGACGCCUUCAAAGACAAGACGCAGAUAACAUACAAUCAUCCUMCAGAUGAUUCUCUUCCUUCUCCAGCUAAAGACAUGGAGGCUGUUGUGAGCUUCAUUGUGGAAUUAGGACCGAGUGAUGCCGUUCCUCUAAAACCCAUCACUAUCACGCUAAUGCACUCUGGGAUUGUAGGAGUAYCUGAAUAUGAAAACAUUGUAAUGGCGUUUGAUGCAAACACACAAACAUGGGAAGAAUUGCAAGAAAUCAAAGACAAAUCGUUGCUMCCCAUUCCCAUGGARGACAGYCCAGCAAGUUUUAUACAAGCACGUCUGACCAAACUGACUGCAGUAACAGUGGUUUCCAGACUAGUUACAGACUCAUUCGAGGUCCCUGUCAGCGGGCAACUUGUCAGGUCUUCCGUAUGUCAAGACGUCACMCUUCAGUUUCUUGAAGGAGCUGUUAAUAAACCCAUGCAGGGAAGAUUGAAGGUACUUCCUGCRUCCAGUGUUCUGCCAGAAGACAUGGCUAGUUUUUACCUUUCASCRAUGGUAAUUGUCGAUGGCUUCGAGGGAGUCCAUUUAUCYAAGUCCGCAAUUUUAACUUUCCCUCACCCUUGUCCAUCUCAACGAYCRGCGAGUCAAAUACACGUGAUGUGYUUCAARGAGAAYCAAUGGAAGGAAAUCACGGAAAGCGUGCAGUACUCGAAAAUAAGCGAAUCAAGGAUGGAGAUACGUAUCAACCAUUUUAGCAUAUUGCUGCUGUUGAUUGGUCCAGUGGCRAUUCCUCCCGCCUUUUACGCAGUUUACAAAUGGUGGAAUGCUCCUCAAGGUGCUCUAUUUGCUGUAUUUAAAAUGAAGGAUCUUGGAAACUGUAGGGAUAAAUUCAAGCUGACACUGUCAUGCUCGCCUUCUUACAUGUGGAAACAUCUAUAUGAAUAUUUUCCGAAGGAAUCAUAUAAAAUACUGGCAAGCGAAACAUCUACAAUGAAAGCAAAUGACGAAGCCUCUGUAACAGUUGAAGGUGAUUUCAUAUCCCGAAACGAUAACGUCAUUCUUAGGUUGGAAAGAAACGUUUGUCAAAAGGAGAUCAACCUCCAGAAAAGGCCUGAUAACAGGGAGAGMGAAGGAGACAUGGAAAUCAGGUUCCUGUCCAAAGAAGAUGGUAGAAAUCUCGGCCAGCUUACUGUAUAUGAAAGCCAGCUUGAACCCUUAAACAUGGGGAGUUUACGAUUAAGUAUCGACCCAAAUGAUGAACAGAGAGUCUACAGGAUGAGAAGUAGUCCAAGGGGUGUUUUAGUCAUUAUCAAUAUAAAAACCUUUGAACAUCCUCACCUGGAAAAUCGCGCAGGUUCAGAAACAGAUGUCAACGAUUUAAAAAACCUAUUUAUUAGAUAUUUGAAUUUCAAAUGUAUAGAUUUUGGAAAUAAUUGUCAAACACCAYUUCACAUUCUUACAAGAUUGAGAGAAAUAGCUGACAACGACGAUUAUCGAGUCUAUGAUAGCAUUGCGGUCUGCAUAUUGAGUCAUGGCGAAAAAGACUUCUUCUACGCUUCUAACGGGAGWACUGUAAGAGUUAAACAAGUUUAUACGAUAUUCUCAAACACCAGCUCAGCGGUUUUCAGAGACAAGCCAAAGUUGUUCUUCAUACAGGCAUGCCGUGGGACCUCAGGUCGUGAAAUCACCGUGCAAUCGGAUGCUCCUGACUACGACAUGUCGGAUCUACUUAUUGCCUACCCAWGCUGUCCUGGCUUCAAUGCAUUUCGAGAUAUUUUCUUAGGAAGCUUCUUCAUCCAAAGCAUUGUGAAAGUGUUCCGGGAAGACGCCCGUGAGCAUCACGUUGUAGAAAUGAUGAGCCGAGUCACGAGAGAGGUUAGAGCGAAAAUACGCGAGUUGUACCCUAGAAGUGAAGGCGCACAGGUGCCAGUGUACGAGUCGACAUUACUGAAGAAGCUGUACUUUUGGCCAGAAACGCCAUGACUUUCAAACAUUGUGGAAACGCAUUUUUGACGAUGGGUGUUUAUGUGAGAGCAAACCUGACCUUUUUCCAUGAAAACAUUGUAAUAAAAAUGAAACUAAA
Exaiptasia diaphana is the source of this 2166-nucleotide messenger RNA. RefSeq names its product caspase-8. Gene Ontology annotation, biological process: proteolysis. Gene Ontology annotation, molecular function: cysteine-type endopeptidase activity. The record is from RefSeq and is a predicted model, not a curated record. Bases 186 to 2066 code for a protein of 626 amino acids. NCBI's taxonomy places the organism in Eukaryota, Metazoa, Cnidaria, Anthozoa, Actiniaria, Aiptasiidae. The transcript has 7 exons.